This is a messenger RNA of Colletotrichum acutatum, 1104 nucleotides long. Its product is annotated as short chain dehydrogenase. Gene Ontology annotation, molecular function: oxidoreductase activity, acting on NAD(P)H, oxygen as acceptor. NCBI's taxonomy places the organism in Eukaryota, Fungi, Ascomycota, Sordariomycetes, Glomerellales, Glomerellaceae. The coding region runs from base 1 to 1104 and encodes 367 amino acids. Gene Ontology annotation, cellular component: intracellular anatomical structure. The record is from RefSeq and is a predicted model, not a curated record. The transcript is spliced from 5 exons.
AUGUUCCGUCCCCUUAGCGCCCGACUGGCGCGGACCAUUCGUCCCAUCGCGAGACACACCCAAGUUCGCGGCAAAUCCUCUCAGUCUUCCGCCUCUGCAGCUCAAGCUAGCAUUGCAGCCACUAGCCCCAAGCAACAGCAACAGUCUAGAUCCAUCAGCGGCAGCCCCAACGUGAGAGAGAAGCCUCACCCGGGCCAGUAUUCGAGAACCGACCCCGAUGUUACAGUCGAGUACCCUGAAGACGACCAGCUGCCUAGCAGUCAGCCAGUCCGCGGUCACGGUGGUGGCAUUGGCAAGCCCACGCUUGCUUCCUUCUCUCUCGAUGGCCACACUGGCGUCGUCACUGGUGGUGCGCGCGGCCUUGGCUUGGUUAUGGGCCAAGGCAUGGUCUACUCCGGCAGCGACCUUGCCAUUGUCGACUUGAACAAGGAGGAGGCUGAGCUCCAAGCCAAGAACCUCCUUGAGGCAUUCAAGAGAGAAAACCCAGAAGCCAAGAGAGUCCCCAAGGUAACUGCGCAUCACGCAGACGUUUCAGACCCCGCCUCUGUCGACGCCUGUAUUGCCGAGAUCCUCGCGGCUCACGGCAAGAUUGACAAUCUCGUCACGUCGGCCGGCUUCACCGAGAACUUUGACGCCAUCAACUACCCCAUUGAGCGCAUGCGCAAGCUUUGGGGCGUCAAUGUCGACGGCACAUACCUCUUCGCUAUCGGCGUGGCCAAGCAUCUCAUGGAGCGCAAGUCUCCCGGAAGCAUGGUCUUCAUCGGCAGCAUGUCUGGCUCCAUUGUCAACAUUCCCCAGCCUCAGGCACCUUACAACGCCGCAAAGGCCGGUGUCCGUCACUUGGCUGCCUCCUUGGCUGUCGAGUGGGCUGGUGCGGGCAUUCGUGUCAACUGUAUCUCUCCCGGCUACAUGCUCACGGCUCUAACCGAGAAGAUUCUCGACGACAACCCAGACCUCAAGCAGAAGUGGACUUCUCUGAUUCCCCAGGGCAAGAUGGGCCAGCCCAAGGACCUCAUGGGACCCGUCACUUUCUUGCUGUCUGAUGCCUCUCUCUACGUCACAGGUGCGGAUCUCCGUGUUGACGGCGGUUACACCGUUACAUAA